AUGCAUAUUGAGGAGGCGACCCCUGUGCAGAGUCCUCUUCGCGACGAUAUUGAAGAGGCAAAGGCGAGUUCGAUUUAUGAGGAAAAUGCGGUCGGAUACAAGGAAUAUCGAGAAGGGUUGCACAUUGACAUAACUGCAAAGGAAGACGCCAAAGUCAGAUGGAAGAUUGAUUUGGUUGUACUCCCUAUUUUUCUCGUCACUCAAGCAUUGCAAUUCAUGGACAAGACGGCCUUGAAUUAUGCGAACCUGCUCGGAUACCAGGAGACACUACAACUGAAAGGUCAACAGUUCAAUUAUCUCUCUGCAAUGGUGUAUGCCGGCUACUUCUUUGGUCAAUAUCCUUGUGGAUGGCUGGUUGGAAGGUUCCCAGCUCAACGCGUCUUGGGAGUGAGCUGCCUCAUGUGGGGUUUGAUGGUGAUUAUCAUGACCCAAUGCCAUACAUUCCCCAGUGCGUUGGGUGUCCGUUUCAUCAUGGGUAUCUUUGAAGCCGCUGUCACCCCCGGCUUGACCCUCAUGACCGGGUUUUGGUAUACCCGAAAGGAAAUCCCUCUUCGUCAAUGUAUUUGGUACUCGGCACUUGGAUGGGGUGGUAUUGUUGGGUCCUACAUUUCUUUCGGUAUUACCAAGCUUCCUGUCAACUUCAGCCCGGCGCGCUGGGAGCUAUUAUUUUAUAUUCUCGGUGGCGUCACUUGCCUAUGGGCAUUUGUGAUCUUCUUUGUUUUGCCUGAUUCGCCCUCAAGUGCUUUCUUCUUGUCCAAGUCCGAGCGCAUCAUUGCGGUUAAGCGAGUCUCCGGUAACGAAACCGGAAUCAAGAACAAAGCAUUUGACAAGAAGCAGGGUAUGAUCGCGUUUACUGAUCCAAAGGCAAUUUUACUCUUUAUUUCGGUGUUUGCUGCUGCCAUUCCAAACGGUGUUGUCAACUCUUUCUCGACGAUCAUCAUCAAAGACAUGGGAUUCUCCCAAACGAUGACAACGGAGUUGAAGUCGGUUGGUGAUGCAGUUGUCAUCGUCGCAUUGAUCAUCGGUGGCACUAUCACGUUGAAUGUGCCAAACUCCCGACUGCUCACCUCGACCGCUGCCAAUAUUCUAUGCACCGUUGCUGCUGCCUGUAUGGCGUAUCUCCCCCGGGAGCAAAAGUGGCAGAGACUGGUUUGCUUUUGGCUGGUGAAUGCGCAAUCUGUUGGCUUCACAGUCUCGUUGGUCACUAUCUCCUCAAACAUGGCUGGAUAUACCCACAGGGCUAUGGCCAACGCUCUGGUCUUUACUGCCUACUGCUGGGGUAACUUUGCAGGGCCCUUUGUGGUCAAACCAUCUGAAGCUCCUGGAUACAAGGGCGCCACAAUUGGUCUGCUGGUCGGUUACGCAAUCAAGGCAGGAUGCCAUCUCUCAUUGCUCGAAUAG
Messenger RNA from Penicillium arizonense, 1401 nucleotides. RefSeq lists its product as uncharacterized. Gene Ontology annotation, biological process: dipeptide transport; transmembrane transport; tripeptide transport. Gene Ontology annotation, cellular component: plasma membrane. Gene Ontology annotation, molecular function: allantoate transmembrane transporter activity; dipeptide transmembrane transporter activity. Lineage: Eukaryota; Fungi; Ascomycota; Eurotiomycetes; Eurotiales; Aspergillaceae. Bases 1 to 1401 code for a protein of 466 amino acids. The transcript has 6 exons. The record is from RefSeq and is a predicted model, not a curated record.